AUGUUGUUUCGGCUAGUACGAAUAGUUUUCUUCAUUAGCGCGUGCUGUCUGGGAGUGAACAACGCCAAUUUGCAAAACGAUUUCGAACACUUUUCGAUAUUCCACUCAAAUAAUGAGAACUUCACGCGUGGCAUCAAGGAACUCAUAGAGCGCAUACAAACGGAGGAUCGAUUCGUUAGUUACUUUCUGCAAAGGAACCAUGCUUCCGAUUGCGUUGAUGAAGAUUUAGCGAAGAACUUCAAAUUGCCCUUCAUGCAGUUGAACGAGAGUAAGCGUGUGUAUGUACGUGGCACUGGCAAUAGCAUCUUAUUGGUCAUAUUAUGUAUUAGUCGACUCACCGAUAAGGAUUUCCUGCUGAAAUUCGCUAAACAAUUGCAACACAUACGCUCCAGACGCAUUCUGGUUAUACAUAAUGACAAACUGGCCGCAAGUACUCGAACGGAAAUCGAGACUUUCUUCCGUAACUGCAUGCAAGUGAAAUUUCUGCAUGUUAUACUCGUACAUCGCGAUUUCACUGAGACAAACGUCUUUCACUCGCUGAAUCAAUUUCCCGAAUUUGAGUUAGAAACUCGUGAUCUUCGUACCACAGCGUCAAUCUAUCCGAACCGCUUCGUCAAUGCAAAGGAAAAGAAGUUAUCUGUAUUGGCUGAUCAAAUCGAGCCCAUUACCAUGUUGUACGAAAAGGGUGAUACUCUCAUCCUAGAAGGCUACAUCGGCUACUUUAUGAAAGCAUUCGCCUUGAAGUAUAACUUUCGUCUGUGGUUGCCUAUCGUAUACGAACCGUCUAUUGUGCGUGUUAUUUCUAUGGAAGAGAUACGGCAGGCAGCACGCAACGGUUCCAUCGAUGUGGGCGCAAGUUUAUCCACACCGCAGAAGGAGGCGAACUUGCACGAGUACAUCUAUCCGAUAGAGUUUUUCCAGUGGCUGACUAUGCUGCCGGUGGAACCACCACUGGAAACAUACUACUUUUUCAUCUCCAUCUUUAGUCCCACAUCUUUAAUUGGUAUAUUUUUGUUCUCUUAUUGUGUGUGCGUUCUAUAUGGUUUACAGUUGAAAUUGCGUCGUAAAACUCUAUACUGGAAUCGUGCAUUAUUGUUGCUACUUUUAAUGCCAUGGCAUCUGGACUUACUUCGCGGUCUACUGAAUCAAUCAACCGCUAUGCGUUUGAAUUCCGUUACUCGACGUAUUAUUUUCAUACUCGUUUUCGCGCUCGGCGGUACUUUGAAUAAUUUUUUCUCCACCAAAAUGGUGAACUGGUUGACUGUGCCGCCCCAUGAGCAGCCAAUUGAGAAAUUUAGGGAAGUUGCUGAGCAUAAUCUGCAGAUACAAAUCCCAGAACCCGAUGUAGCCGAGAUUAAAUUCUAUCGUGGUGAGAAGUUUUGGAAAAAAUAUAACCGCGUUUUCAAUGUGGUGAAAUCGGUUGAUGAAUUUCAGGAGAAUAUACGCAAGAUGGACACACGUUACGGUUAUUUGAUGAACACUUUGGUUUGGCCGAUAGUUGAACAACGACAAAGAUAUUUCAAAAAUCCUUUAUUUCGUUUAUCGCAAAAUCUUUAUUACACCAAGGGCUCACUGCUCAGUCUGCCAAUAAGCGAGAAUUCCAUAUACAAAGAUCUUUUGAGUAAUUUCAGCUUGCGUUCACGCGAAUCGGGUCUGUUAGAUUAUUGGUAUAGCAGAACAUUCUAUACGAUGGUCUCCAUUGGGCGUUUCAAUCUGACAGACCUAAGUAAGAAAUAUACGCAUGAAGUGUUGACCUUGAAGGAGUUCGAAUGGGUUUGGAUCACCUAUGGUGUUGGCAUAGGAUUGAGCGUUUUGGUUUUUAUAUUCGAAUGGAUUUGCUAUAAAUUUACAAAUGCACAUAUAAUUUAGAGCACUACUUCUAUUAAUUAAUGAAAUGUGAAAUAAUACACGUAUUAUUAUGUGAUUGUAAAAUAAAGAAAUAUAAAUAUUUUA
Zeugodacus cucurbitae (melon fly) is the source of this 1953-nucleotide messenger RNA. RefSeq lists its product as uncharacterized. The coding region runs from base 1 to 1869 and encodes 622 amino acids. The transcript has a single exon. NCBI's taxonomy places the organism in Eukaryota, Metazoa, Arthropoda, Insecta, Diptera, Tephritidae. The record is from RefSeq and is a predicted model, not a curated record.